UGUUUUCGCCCCUCUCCUGGCGUGGGACGCGGUAGUGGCCAGCGGGAGUGCCAGGCCUGGGCUGCUCCGUGUCCUUCCUCGGGUCAGGGACGAGGUAGUGAUUGACUUCUGGGUGCUGAGCCCGGAACAAGCGCAGGCGGCCGGAGUUCCUCUGGCAGGUUCGCGCCCCCACCUUGUUCCGGGUCUUGCUCGGUCCGCGGCUGCCUGGACGGCCCGGCACUGACUGCCUGGGGCAAAGGUGACCGUCGCGGCCGCCGGGGCUGAAGCGAGGCUGCGGACGGCGGCAUUGCCGGCGAGGAGGAGGACGACGAGGAGGAGGAGGAGAGAAGAUGGCGUCGGAGCUGGAGCCCGAAGUGCAGGCCAUCGACCGCAGCUUGCUGGAAUGUUCCGCCGAGGAGACGGCGGCGAAAUGGCUACAAGCAAGUGACCUCACUAGAGAAGUAUACCAGCAUUUAGCCCACUAUGUACCCAGAAUCUACUGCAGGGGUCCCAAUCCCUUUCCCCAGAAAGAAGACAUGCUGGCACAGCAUGUUUUGUUGGGCCCAAUGGAAUGGUACCUUUGUGGUGAAGAUCCUGCAUUUGGAUUUCCAAAACUUGAACAAGCAAACAAGCCUUCUCAUCUUUGUGGUCGUGUAUUUAAAGUAGGAGAACCUACAUAUUCUUGCAGAGACUGUGCAGUUGAUCCAACUUGUGUUUUAUGCAUGGAGUGCUUUUUGGGAAGUAUUCACAAAGACCACCGAUAUAGGAUGACAACAUCAGGAGGUGGAGGUUUCUGUGACUGUGGUGAUACUGAAGCUUGGAAAGAGGGUCCUUAUUGUCAAAAACAUGAACUUAACACCUCUGAAGUUGAGGAAGAAGAGGAUCCUCUUAUGCAUUUAUCAGAAGAUGUGAUAGCAAGAACUUACAACAUUUUUGCUAUUAUGUUUCGAUAUGCAGUAGAGAUACUAACCUGGGAAAAAGAAAGUGAAUUGCCAGCAGAUUUAGAGAGCUCAGAGAAGAGUGACACCUACUAUUGCAUGUUGUUUAAUGAUGAGGUUCACACUUAUGAGCAAGUUAUUUACACUCUUCAGAAAGCUGUCAACUGUACACAAAAGGAAGCUAUUGGUUUUGCAACUACAGUAGAUCGAGACGGGCGUAGGUCUGUUCGAUAUGGAGACUUCCAAUAUUGUGAGCAAGCAAAAUCAGUAAUUGUGAGAAAUACCAGUAGACAGACAAAGCCACUCAAAGUUCAAGUUAUGCAUUCGUCUAUUGUUGCACAUCAGAAUUUUGGUUUGAAACUUUUGUCUUGGCUGGGAAGUAUAAUUGGAUAUUCAGAUGGCCUCCGCCGGGUUUUAUGUCAAGUUGGAUUACAAGAAGGGCCAAAUGGGGAGAACUCUUCUCUGGUGGACAGAUUGAUGCUUAGUGAUUCCAAGUUGUGGAAAGGUGCUAGGAGCAUGUAUCACCAGUUGUUCAUGAGCAGCCUCCUUAUGGACUUGAAAUACAAGAAAUUAUUUGCUGUUCGAUUUGCCAAAAAUUACCAGCAGUUGCAGAGAGAUUUUAUGGAGGAUGAUCAUGAACGAGCAGUGUCGGUGACUGCUCUGUCUGUCCAGUUCUUCACCGCACCUACUCUGGCUCGAAUGCUCAUCAUAGAAGAAAACCUGAUGACCAUUAUCAUUAAGACUUUCAUGGAUCAUUUGAGACAACGAGAUGCCCAAGGCAGAUUUCAGUUUGAACGAUACACCGCUUUACAAGCUUUCAAGUUUAGGAGAGUUCAGAGCCUUAUUUUAGAUCUCAAGUAUGUGUUAAUUAGCAAACCAACUGAAUGGUCAGAUGAACUGAGGCAGAAAUUCUUGGAAGGGUUUGAUGCUUUUUUGGAAUUACUGAAAUGCAUGCAGGGAAUGGAUCCAAUCACACGUCAAGUAGGACAGCAUAUUGAAAUGGAACCAGAAUGGGAAGCAGCCUUUACACUACAGAUGAAAUUAACACAUGUCAUUUCAAUGAUGCAGGACUGGUGUGCUUUAGAUGAAAAAGUGUUAAUUGAAGCUUACAAGAAAUGCCUCGCUGUAUUGAUGCAGUGUCAUGGUGGUUUUACUGAUGGUGAACAGCCAAUCACACUAAAUAUUUGUGGACAUUCAGUGGAAACUAUCAGAUACUGUGUUUCCCAAGAAAAAGUUAGCAUUCACCUCCCAGUUUCUCGCUUACUUGCAGGUUUGCAUGUGUUACUGAGCAAAAGUGAAGUGGCAUAUACAUUUCCAGAACUCCUACCUCUAAGUGAACUUAGUCCGCCCAUGUUGAUAGAACACCCUCUUAGAUGUCUUGUUUUGUGUGCCCAAGUACAUGCUGGAAUGUGGAGAAGAAAUGGGUUCUCUCUAGUAAACCAGAUUUAUUACUACCAUAAUGUGAAAUGCAGGCGUGAGAUGUUUGACAAGGAUAUAGUAAUGCUUCAGACAGGUGUCUCCAUGAUGGAUCCAAAUCACUUCCUGAUGAUAAUGCUCAGCCGCUUUGAGCUGUACCAGAUUUUCAGUACACCAGACUAUGGGAAAAGAUUUAGUUCCGAGGUCACACACAAGGAUGUCGUUCAGCAGAACAAUACUCUCAUAGAAGAGAUGCUGUACCUCAUUAUAAUGCUUGUUGGAGAAAGAUUUAGUCCUGGAGUUGGACAGGUAAACACUACAGAUGAAAUUAAGCGGGAGAUUAUCCAUCAGUUGAGCAUCAAGCCGAUGGCUCAUAGUGAAUUGGUAAAGUCUUUACCUGAAGAUGAGAAUAAGGAGACUGGCAUGGAGAGUGUAAUCGAAGAAGUUGCCCAUUUCAAGAAACCUGGAUUAACAGGACGAGGCAUGUAUGAGCUAAAACCAGAAUGUGCCAAAGAGUUCAACUUGUAUUUCUACCACUUUUCAAGGGCAGAGCAAUCCAAGGCAGAAGAAGCUCAACGGAAGUUGAAAAGACAAAAUAGAGAAGACACAGCACUUCCACCUCCGGUUUUGCCUCCAUUCUGCCCUUUGUUUGCAAGUCUGGUUAACAUCUUGCAAUCAGACGUCAUGCUGUGCAUCAUGGGAACAGUGCUGCAGUGGGCUGCGGAACAUAACGGGUAUGCCUGGUCAGAGGCUAUGCUGCAAAGGGUGUUACAUUUAAUUGGAAUGGCACUACAAGAAGAGAGACAGCAUCUAGAGAAUGCCGUGGAAGAACACGUAGUAACAUUUACCUUCACUCAGAAGAUAUCAAAACCUGGUGAAGCACCAAACAACUCUCCAAGCAUACUAGCUAUGCUGGAGACACUACAGAAUGCUCCCUACCUACAAGUCCACAAAGACAUGAUCAGGUGGAUAUUAAAGACUUUUAAUGCUAUUAAGAAGAUAAGAGAGAGUUCAUCUGCUAGUCCCAUGGCAGAGACAGAAGGAACCAUAAUGGAAGAGAGCACAAGAGACAAAGACAAAGCUGAGAGGAAGAGAAAAGCCGAGAUUGCUAGGCUGCGCAGAGAAAAGAUCAUGGCCCAAAUGUCUGAGAUGCAGCGGCACUUUAUUGAUGAGAACAAAGAACUCUUUCAGCAGACAUUAGAACUGGAUGCCUCUACCUCUGCCAUUCUUGAGAAUAGCCCUGUAGUUUCAGAUAUGACACUUACAGCUUUGGGUCCAGCACAAACUCAGGUCCCUGAACACAGACAGUUUGUUACCUGCAUAUUGUGUCAAGAAGAACAAGAAGUUAAUGUGGAAAGCAGAGCAAUGGUCUUGGCAGCAUUUGUUCAAAGAUCAACGGUACUAUCAAAAAACAGAAGUAAAUUCAUUCAGGACCCAGAAAAGUAUGAUCCAUUAUUCAUGCACCCUGAUCUGUCUUGUGGAACACACACUGGUAGCUGUGGGCAUAUUAUGCAUGCCCAUUGUUGGCAAAGGUAUUUUGAUUCCGUUCAAGCUAAAGAGCAACGAAGGCAGCAGAGAUUGCGUUUGCACACAAGCUAUGAUGUAGAGAAUGGAGAAUUCCUCUGCCCCCUUUGCGAAUGCUUGAGUAACACUGUUAUUCCUCUGCUGCCUCCUCCAAGAAAUAUUUUUAACAGGAGAUUAAAUUUUUCUGAUCAACAUCUGAUUCAGUGGAUUAAAACAUUAUCUCAUCAAAUAAAAGCAUUACGGGCUCUUAGGAAAGAAGAAAGUAUCCCUAAUGCUUCCUCUUCAAAGAAUUUAGAAAAUAUAAAUGAAUUUCAGCUCCCUGAAGGAUUCAGGCCUAGUUUUCAUCCUAAGGACCCUUAUUCUGACAGCAUAAAAGAAAUGCUAACAACAUUUGGAACUGCUACCUAUAAGGUGGGACUAAAGGUUCAUCCCAAUGAAGAUGAUCCACGUGUACCCAUUAUGUGCUGGGGUAGUUGUGCAUACACCAUCCAGAGCAUAGAAAGAAUUUUGAGUGAUGAAGAGAAGCCAUUGUUUGGUCCUUUGCCUUGCAGACUGGAUGACUGUCUUAGGUCAUUAACAAGAUUCGCAGCAGCACAUUGGACAGUGGCAUCUCUUUCAGUGGUGCAAGGACACUUUUGUAAACUUUUUGCCUCAUUGGUGCCUAGUGACAGUUAUGAAGACCUUCCAUGCCUAUUAGACAUCGACAUGUUUCAUUUACUGGUGGGCUUGCUGCUGUCUUUCCCUGCGCUGCAGUGUCAGGAUUUUUCAGGGACCAGCCUUGGCACUGGAGACCUUCACAUUUUCCAUCUGGUUACUAUGGCACACAUCGUGCAGAUCUUACUUACCUCAUGUACAGAAGAGAAUGGCAUGGAUCAAGAAAAUACCUCUGGGGAAGAAGAAUUAGCAGUUCUUGAUUUGUAUAAAACACUUCACAAGUAUACAGGAAGUGCCUUGAGAGAAGUACCUUCUGGCUGGUAUCUGUGCAGGAGUGUCAGAGCUGGAAUCAUGCCUUUCCUGAAGUGUUCUGCUUUGUUCUUUCAUUACUUAAAUGGAGUUCCAGCCCCACCCGACAUUCAAGUUUCUGGAACGAACAAUUUUGAGCAUUUAUGUAACUAUCUUUCCCUGCCAACCAACCUCAUUUGCCUCUUUCAAGAAAAUAGUGAGAUAAUGAAUUCACUAAUGGAAAGUUGGUGUCAUAACAAUGAAGUUAAACGGUACCUAGAAGGUGAAAGAGAUGCCAUAAGCUAUCCAAGAGAAUCUAACAAAUUAAUAGACCUUCCAGAGGACUACAGCAGCCUCAUUAACCAAGCUUCCAAUUUCUCGUGUCCCAAAUCAGGUGGUGAUAAGAGCAGAGCCCCAACUCUGUGCCUUGUGUGUGGAAGUCUGCUGUGUUCCCAGAGCUACUGCUGCCAGACGGAGCUGGAAGGAGAGGAUGUAGGAGCCUGCACAGCUCACACGUACUCCUGCGGCUCCGGGGCAGGCAUAUUCCUGAGAGUACGGGAAUGUCAGGUGCUAUUUUUAGCCGGCAAAACCAAAGGCUGCUUUUAUUCUCCUCCUUAUCUUGAUGACUACGGGGAGACUGACCAGGGACUUAGACGGGGAAAUCCUUUACAUUUGUGCAAAGAGCGAUUUAAGAAGAUCCAGAAGCUCUGGCACCAACACAGUAUCACAGAGGAAAUCGGACAUGCACAAGAAGCAAAUCAGACCCUGGUUGGCAUUGACUGGCAGCAUUUAUAAUCGCUUCACUACCAAAAACAUGAACUUGGAGUUUUGUAUCCUAGUUGGCUUUUCAAGAAAAAGAGUAGGAAAUAAGUUCUGCUGAAUUUUGAAAUAAAUUCUUUAUUUAAGCUUUCCUUUCCAAUUUUAUUUUUAUAGUUCUGGCUCCAAGGAUUGAUGAAAAUUAAUUUCCAUCAGCAGGUUUUUUUGCACUGUUGCUGUGUCCCUCAAAUGUCACACCUUGGGUUUAAGAUCCAAGGAGGAGUGUCCCUUCCUGGACUGGAGCUCAGCACCUCUUGAAGUCUGACUGCGCUGGCUUGCCAGUAGUCCAAGCCACUUCACAUCAUUGGUUCUAGUGAAUUUGGGGCUGACUCAGCAGAGGCAGGAAGCAAGUUUCUCUGGCCCAUCAGGGACAUACUUCCUGACUCCUUAGUGACUUAGCACUAAAGCUCACUUGGCGUUCACCUCUGCUGACGGGACCCUACCUCUCUCUCUAAAAGCAAAGCAGUUGAAUUUGAAGAUGGGAUUCCCUUCUCUGCAUUGUCUGAGACAGUUGGGGGCACUCAAACAAGAGUGCCUAGGGAGGAGGUAGCUUCUUAGUAUGCUGUCUGGCUUUUUUGCAGCUAUGGAAGAUUGAUCUUUUUGUUACUGUUUUUUCUAUUUUUGUUAAGACUUUGGCUUUGAGAGAAAAACUCACUUAAAAUGGCUUUUUGAAAACAAAGAAUCUCCUAAUUUUUCAGACAAAAAUGGUCUGCAUUCUUUCUAAGGCUAAACUGAGAGAGUGCAUGCAUCUUGAAUCAUAGUAGCAAAAAUGUGAGACUGCAGUGUUUUGAGGUUCCCCACCCUAUCCAGGAUUUCCUGGACUAGAUGAAUUGCUGCUUACCUACUGGCUUGCUUAGGACAUUCCUGGGACAGUCUGCACCCAGGCUUUUUAUUCUUUUUAAAUAUUGUUCUUACUAAGAGGUGCCUUCGUAGAGCGUUAGCCACUUAGUAAAGGAGCUUACCAUAUAGCCCUUACUAUAUAGCUACUCGAGUCUGAUAUCCAUGUACUGAGAGCUUGACUACACAGAGUGACAGCAGAUUUAGUAGAGGAAUGAAUUCUGAGCUCUGAAGUAGGGCUGAGGGACAGGUGAAUAACACAUGGCUCUUGGAUUUUCUAACCAACGCAAGCAACCCUUUUACUCAGCUUUUUUGAAUCACAUCUGCAAGUUCUGUUCCACUCAGCUGUGCACGUUUCACAGUGUUCCCUGGAGGAAAGCCUGAAGUUCAGACUGGAGGCUAAAAUAGGAUGCAGAAGCCACAUCUCUCCAAGCUCAUGUGUGAAAGAACCACCUCCUUUGAAAGCAUUAGUUUAAAUUAACAAUUUUGCUUGGGACUGGCUCAUGCAGCUAAGAGGACAUCCAACAGGAAGAAAAUCCAAAUUAGAAUCUACCACGCUCUCCCUUUUUCUGGCCUUUCUUUCCUUUAUGUAAUCUGAUUAUUUGGACUGUGGAUGGCAUAAUUAAUGUUUAUUUUGGACUUUGACACAUGCAGUUCUUUAAUGUUUAAGUUAAGAUUCUUUGAGCUUUUCACCAUGCUUAAACUCUCUCCCCUCCUCUAAGUGAAUUAUAAAUUAUAAAUAUCUUCACAAAUCAUGGCAAUACUCCAGUUUUCAGGCCUGACUUCAUAGAAGCCUGGUGUUGGCAAGAGAGUGUCCUGGAUGUAUUCUCUGAUGAUGUUGGAGAGUCUAGGAGGUGAAUUCACAGGAAAAUGAAACAUGCACACUCUUGUUUUCCGAUGUUAAACUGGUUAUCUUCCCUACCAAUGAAGCAUAUGAAUUUUAUGAUUUGUUCCGCAUGUUUUAUGUUUAUUGUAGAAAUGUAUACAUCAUGCUUUCCAUAUCAGGGAAAUCCUAUCUGUUUAAUAAAUUGGCUAUAAUUUAAUAUCUGUGGAAAACUUGUAAAAUUUGGAAUGUAUCAUAUGUAAAAAGUUUAAAGAUACCCAAAUAAAUGCUUUAGGCAUUGACAUUACUAUGGGUUUGCUUAUGUCUUCUUUCUGUUGUUUUUUGUUGUUGUUUUUUUACACACUUAAAUGUCAUAGCAGUGCUCCCCAUGUCACCUUGCAA
Molecule: messenger RNA, 7677 nt
Organism: Castor canadensis (American beaver)
Lineage: Eukaryota; Metazoa; Chordata; Mammalia; Rodentia; Castoridae
Gene: Ubr2
Product: ubiquitin protein ligase E3 component n-recognin 2
Biological process (GO): ubiquitin-dependent protein catabolic process via the N-end rule pathway; protein ubiquitination
Cellular component (GO): cytoplasm; ubiquitin ligase complex
Molecular function (GO): zinc ion binding; ubiquitin protein ligase activity
Source: RefSeq, a predicted model, not a curated record